Linum tenue is the source of this 543-nucleotide messenger RNA. The record is from the annotation of a GenBank genome assembly. NCBI's taxonomy places the organism in Eukaryota, Viridiplantae, Streptophyta, Magnoliopsida, Malpighiales, Linaceae.
CUGCAUUAUGUUCCUACCGGGAAUCAAUGGAGAAAGCUAGAAUCUUAUGACCCUUCAGGGUUCCCAGCUCCCAUUUCCACCUCCUCUCUGGUAUAUAACUGCAAAGGAGAAGUAAGAGGGGUUCGAGGUGGAACUCAGUUCGUUCUCCAUGGAACUCCAAAGCAGUAGUUCCAUGACAGCAGGUUAUAUAGUAUUUAGCUCGAAACUUUAUUUCGUUGGUGGAGUCCCUAUUAUGGAAAUUCCCUCUCAGGUUAUCGAGUCCACAGAUGUAAGUUUAAUAAAAUAUAUUAGAGAUAUGUCAAACUUAAUUUUGCAUCUGUGUUUGAAUGACAGUUUCCAAGUUUGCCACCUACGAGUUCAACCCAACAUCGGCAUAAUGGACUUUAUUACCAUUGCUCAGCUGAUACCGAGGGAGAAGAAUGUUGGUGUGAUCUCAAUAAUGUGGCCCGAAUGAAAAACGUUUCCAAAUACCGCGACUGAAAAGAUGCUUGUCAAUGGCCCUGCUACUGUUGGGGGAUCCAAGCUGGAGCAUUCAGGUUUCAG